GUCGUUCGGUCGCGAUCCCCGUUUGAACCGCAAUUAGUGGGCGAUUUUUUUUUUCGGCGAAAAAUCCCCGGCUCCAGCCUGGUGGUCGGUUCCGUGGCUGUCUCGAUUUCCGGUCGGUCGCUGCGAAAAGAAAUCGGUUUCGAUAAGUAAACAAAGUUGUGGUGUGCAGUGUUUUUUCGGAUCGACGUUGUUGCUGCUUUGUUGUGUUGCGGUGGUUCGAUUGUUUUGACCAAUAUACCAGUUUCGGCCGUCUGGACAUGUGAAUAUUGUCUCGUGCGGCCCGAAAAAAAUUAUUCUAAUUAAAAAAAAUAAGAUGGACUCGGAUGUGUCGGUGCGGGAAACGAAAAAAAUGAGGGUGCAACCUGAACAGAUCAAGCAAAGCCAAAAGAACGGGUCGUCGUCGACCGGCUCGUCGUCGGACGACAGCGAUCCAGAGCAGAAUCUCGCCAAGAACAUCCACUACAACACCGUCUCGUCCAUCCAGGAACUGAUGCCGCAGGACGCCAACAACUUUUUCCAACGCUACUUCCAGAACCACAGCAACAGCCUGCCCUCCCGCCUGGCGGUCAACUCCCGCAGGCUGUCCCAAUGCCGCGAGGAGGACGAGGAGGAGGAAAAGAAAGACGUGCCUUCUAAAAAUUUAGCCGCCAUCUCGGGCAGCGACAAAAGUCUGUCGGAAUCCUCGAGCGGUUCCAAAACGUCUGUGAUCGACACCGUAACGGGGCCACAACAUAAAUUCGUGAUAACCAAAGCUAAACCCGACAAUGUAGAUAGCAAAGCCGAGGCCAAAGAGGACGGGCCCAAGAAGCAGCCCUCGGAGGCCGCCAAAAUUUUCGCCAGCCGCAAACAGUACCGCCAGGCGAACACGGUGCACGGCGUGCCCUCCGUGUCCAACAGGCCGUCCGUUUACUCCGUGUUCUCCAGGUCCCCGUUGAUUAGUCCCCACAAGGACUCCAAGUUCUUCGACUCGUCUUUGAUAGAGAUGAAGAGCCAGACCUCCAGCAGCAGUACCAUCGAUUACGGGAGCACCGAGGACAUCUGGGUCAGGAGGCCCGAUGCAGAAAUCAAAAAGGAACUAGGUUCUCAGCCGCUGCCCACGACCUCCGAGGAUGCGGAGGGCGGACUGCCGAGACCGCGGUCCGGCACCUGGGGCAGCAAGUCCGACUCGAAGCACAAGGACAAGGACGGCAAACACAAGCAGGCCGCCGUCCCAUCGAAGGAGAAGCACAAGUCGAAGCACGACAGCAAGGCGGAGGCGAAGAAGAAAAAGGACAAGGACAAGCACGGGACGCGGAGCGGCAGCACGUCCCGCUCGAACUCGGCCGAGCGUCGGAAGUCCGACGACGUGCAGAGCCCGAAGAAGGCGGGACUGCUGGACGGGUUCCGCAGCAGGUCCAACUCGGACGCCAGCAAGAAGAAGGGCAGCGCUUUUAUGGCUUCGAUGAAGAGUGCCAUGCUGCACACAGGGCUGAUGCAUGCGAAACCGAAGGCGCCAAGAGACGGAUCCGCCCAUCCGGUCCGUGAUGGUAAUUCCGACACGCAAUAUUACCACACGGUGACGGCGGCAUCGUCCAGUCGGAGUCCCAUCACCAAAGUCAUGGACAUCUUCAGGAAUCGGCCGCACGCCAUGCCACCAGAGGACCGAAGGAAGAAAGCGCAACACUUCACUGGAGCCCACAUCAGACAAAGAUCGUUGGAUCCUGAAAGGCGACGUCAGUCGCUCGGUACCAUUCUGCCGCACAGAGCGUCGGACGCCUUCUUGGAUCCCCAUCACGCUGCCAUCUUAUUCAGAGAUUCCCGAGGGCUGCCCGUGGCCGAUCCAUUCCUGGAGAAAGUUAACAUCUCUGAUUUAGAAGAGGAUGAGUCGCAGAUAUUCGUCAAGUUCUUCAAGUUUCACAAGUGUUAUGAUCUCAUCCCGACUUCAGCCAAAUUGGUUGUGUUCGACACUCAACUACUGGUCAAAAAGGCCUUUUUUGCUCUUGUAUAUAACGGGGUUCGAGCAGCACCGUUGUGGGACAGCAACAAGCAGGAGUUCGUGGGCAUGCUGACGAUCACCGACUUCAUCAAGAUCCUGCGGAUGUACUACAAGUCACCCAGUGUGGCCAUGGAGGAGCUGGAGGAGCACAAGCUCGACGCCUGGCGACAAGUGCUGAAGGACAAGAAGCCCUUGGUCAACAUCAGUCCAGAUGCGUCGCUCUACGACGCCAUUAAAACGCUGGUCAACAACAGGAUCCACAGAUUGCCGGUCAUUGAUCCGGACACCGGGAAUGUCCUCUACAUUCUCACCCACAAGCGGAUCCUGAGGUUCCUCUUCUUGUAUAUAAAUGAACUACCAAAACCCAGUUACAUGAAUAAGACCUUGAGGGAAGUCAAAAUAGGCACGUACGAUGAUAUCGAAACAGCCACAGAAGACACUUCAAUAAUUUUAGCUCUGAAGAAGUUCGUGGAGAGGCGAGUCUCGGCCCUCCCCAUCGUGGACCCAGACGGUCGACUUGUUGAUAUUUAUGCCAAAUUUGAUGUAAUAAAUUUAGCUGCGGAGAAGACCUACAAUGACCUGGAUGUCUCGUUAAAGAAGGCCAACGAGCACAGGAACGAGUGGUUCGAGGGCGUCCACAAGUGCAAGCUGGAUGAGACGUUGUUUGCCAUCAUGGAGAAAAUCGUCAGAGCUGAGGUGCACAGGCUUGUCGUCGUGGACGACGAGGACAAAGUCAUAGGAAUCAUUUCUUUGUCAGAUCUGCUUUUAUACUUGGUCUUGAGGCCAAGUGGAGACGACCAAUCUCCGGAUGGUGUUGCGUCAGUGAGAGCUCAGGACUUGGAACUCCAGAAGAGCCUGUCGGUGUCGGGGAGGACCUCGUCGAACGAAGACAUUUCGCAAGCCAUUCCCGAGGAGGAGGAGCACGUCGAGGAGGACGCGCAGAAGAACGCGCGCGACGACGACGACGCCAAAGAAGACAAGGACGAGUCCGAGAUGAGCAUGCCAGACUCGCCGGUGAUGCAGAACAACAGUCUGCCCGUCGAUAACGCCAUGUUCCGUGAGGUCACCGUAACGGGCGGCGAUUGAUGAGAUGGAUUUAGUGAUGUGGUCCACGAGCAAUGUCGAGACGAGUGCGAGCAUGAUUGUCAAUGUAACGAGUCAUAUAUGUAAUGUUAAAUAAAACCAUUUUAGUACAAUCCACAUCACUAAAUCGAUGAGUGAUUUAUCAUUUUUUUGGUGAUUAAGAACAAUGCGGGUUCGUAUAAAUGUAAACUGAACUAAUUUUACUGGAUUGUUUCUUAAUUUGUUUUAUUUUAUGGCAUUGUUCUAAUUUCGUUUGGUCUUUGACACGUUGCGGUCAGUUUUAUAGACUCAGGUGAAUAAUUUGAUGUUUUUACAGGUUUUUUUUUAAGAGUGUGAUAUUGUUUUAUUAAACUGAUCGCCACCCUAGUAGUUUUUAUACCACUCUUGGGGCAAUACUUUGUAAAUAGUGCAGUACCUAAAGUGUAGUGGUGAUAGCUUCCAAGUCUUGCUUAUUAUAACUAAUAUUGUAUGGUAUUCUAUUAAAAGUUAAUAAAUAUUUAGUACUUAUGCCACUUGAUAAUAGCGUUUGUUAAAAUUUGUAAGUCUAGUCAUAACUAUUCUUGUCUUUAAACGAAUCGAUGCAUGCAUGUUGCCUGCUGCGAAUAUACAAUGCAAUACAUGCUGUUCUAAAACCCAAAUCCCUAAAAUCGAUAUUUUUAUACGGUAGUGCUUUCCUUAUUCUAAAGUUAAGCUGUUGAAAGUGUAAAAUAUGUAAAUAGCGAGGAAGGAGAAAUGUUACGGUGCCAUAAAGUUGUUUUUUAAUUGUGUAAUGUCCUGAAGAAGGUAAAAACGGACAUUGAGAUAAGUUUUGUACUUAAUAAAUUAUACCAAAGACUGCUUCUGAAUAAUAUGACACUUUGCAAGAAACAAUUCAGUUAAUAAUUAUUAACUCAAGAUGUGCUUUAUUUAUUUAUAUGUAUAUUUACUCUUGAAAGUCAUGUAUUAUAUAUUAUUAAACAUGCUGCAACUGGAUAAAUAAUAGUUAAACAAAAACCCUUUCAAUGAAUAUUUAGUGAGUGUUUGUAUUGAUCAGGAAUGACCUAUGAUUUGACUAAAUUUAAAUCUACAUUACCGAAAAAUUUCGAUACUGAAAGUAAUGAAUACAAAAUUCUGACAAACACAACAAUAUUAAUAACGAUUUGCCUUAUACAAAAUCAGAUGUUGUAUUUGAUAUUUUCAAUUGUAUUUAUUGUUCAAGCAUAAUAUUUUUAGUUUUUUAAGCAAACACUUCAGGGUUCACUUUAAUUAUUUGUAAAUAAGAAUAGCUGACAAUAUAAAAAUACAGAAUAAAAAAAGCAAGAACUCCAAUCAGGUGUAUUAUAUGUGAGAUAAGUAUGAAAAUGCACAGUUUAUAAAGUUUUAUAUAAGUAAUGAAUACAAUAUGUAAAUAAUCUUAGAUAACGUUUAUUAUUGAACCAGUUGGAAUUCAAAAAUUGGUAUUUAUAAGAGUUAUUAAAUUAGUGUUAAGAUGUACAACGAUGUAGUUUCAUAGUUGUAAGGCAUUGAGGCCUAGCGUGAGUUUAAAUUAAUACCUAUUACAUAUUUAAGUAAAAAAUAGUAGGUCAA
Molecule: messenger RNA, 4624 nt
Organism: Aethina tumida (small hive beetle)
Lineage: Eukaryota; Metazoa; Arthropoda; Insecta; Coleoptera; Nitidulidae
Gene: SNF4Agamma
Product: 5'-AMP-activated protein kinase subunit gamma-2
Exons: 13
Coding region: 314-3061 (915 amino acids)
Source: RefSeq, a predicted model, not a curated record